Molecule: messenger RNA, 2229 nt
Organism: Paramecium sonneborni
Lineage: Eukaryota; Ciliophora; Oligohymenophorea; Peniculida; Parameciidae
Source: the annotation of a GenBank genome assembly
AAUGAACUUUACAAAAGAGAACCCAAUGAGUAAAUAGGAAGAAUAAACUAUAGAAAAAAUAGUUUACUAUUAUACAGAAGAUAAUGCUGAAAAAAUAAAAAUUUAAAUUAAAUUCACUUCAGGUCAUUAAAUCACCUAUUCAGACAAUAGAGGAAUCUUGAGAGUGUAAGUUUAUUUAUAAAAUUAAGAGUAAAAGUGAAUGGUGUUAUUGAGAAUCCAGAAGUAUUUAAUAAUAUGAAUCAAAUCGAAUAUCUUUAUUGGAAAAGUUAGUAUGAUUAGAACAAAAAAAAUAUUUGCAAAUGGAUUGUUUCUUGGGAUUAAAGAGUUUUAAAGAAUGUUGGGGGAUACUAAAGGAUAGGGAAAAAACAAGGAUUAUGGGUAGAUCUAUUCAGAAACUUUUGGAAGUAAGUUUUUAAUAUUUAAUAUUUUAAAUAGUUAAGAACGAGUUUUUGAAAUUGGAGAAUAUUGUGAUGGCUUAAGAAUGGGAAAAUGGAAUUUUUUCAAAGAUGGUUUAAAGAUGUAAAUAAUAAUUAAUUAAUUAGUGGUGGUGGGUUUUACAAUAUUGUUGGUGAAAAGUAAGGGAAAUGGAUUGAAUUAGAUAAAGGGUUUUAUUUUAGAAAAUAAGUCAAGUAUAAUGGAGAAUAUGAUAAGAAUGGUAAAAAAGUAGGCAAAUGGGAUAUUUUGUUUCAACAAAAUGUUGAUUCAUUUAAAUUAAUGUAAAUAUUAUAUAUUUUUAAAGGAAAUAGUGGUGGCGGAAUAUAUAAUCAAGAAGGAAAUCAAUAAAAGAUUGGAAAAUGGAUAGAAUUAUAUGAUAGAUUUAAUAGUUAUGCUUAGAUUACUUAUAAAGGUUAAUAUAAUAUGAAUGGUAUGAAGGUAGGUAGAUGGGAGUGUAUGUUUAAUAUACCCAAUAAGCAGGAAUAAAAAUAAAUGUAAAUAUGAUAUAAUUAAGGAAUAAUAUAUCUAAUUGUUUAGUGGUGGCGGAGUUUAUGAUUAAGAAGGAGGGCAGAGAAAGAUUGGAAAAUGGACAGAGCUGGUUGAAGACUUUAAAGUAACUUAUAAUGGGGAAUAUAAUAUGAAUGGCAUGAAGGUAGGCAGAUGGGAUAUUAUGUAAUAUGAUUGGGAAAGAUAAAAAUAUGAAAUAAUGUAUAUAUCUAAAUAUAAGUAUAAGGAAUAUAGUGGUGGUGGGUCGUAUGAUUAAAAAGGAAAUUAAAUAAAGAUUGGAAAUUGGGUAGAAUUUCAUAAUGAGAAAUAAGUCCUUUAUAAUGGUGAAUAUAAUAUGAAUGGUAUGAAAAUAGGUAGAUGGGAUAUUAAGUAAUGGUUUUGGAGAACAUAAAAAUAUAUACAAAUGUAAAUAUUAGAUUAAAUAAGAAAUAUAGUGGUGGUGGAUCAUACGAUCAAGAAGGAAAUUCGAUAAAGAUUGGAAAUUGGGUAGAACUAGAUGAAGAUUUUGAUUGCAAGAAAUAAAUAAUAUCUCAUGGUGAAUAUAAUAUGAAUGGUCUGAAGGUAGGUAGAUGGGUUAUUAUGUAUUGUAAAGAAAAUGAGCACUAAUAUAGAUAAAUGUAAUUAUGAAAUAGGUCUAGAAAUUUAGUGGUGGUGGUUCAUAUGAUCAAGAAGGAAAGUAGAUAAAGAUUGGAAACUGGAUAGAGAAGGAUGAAAACUGUUAAGUAGUUUAUAAAGGUGUAUAUAAUUUGAAUGGUCUAAAGGUAGGUAGUUGGGAGAUUAUGUAUUGUGAAUACAAUGAACUGGAAUAUAAAUAAAUGUAAAUAUGAUAUUAGAAAAAAGAAUAUAUAGAGGUGGGGGAUCAUAUGAUCAAGAAGGAAAUUAGAUAAAGAUUGGAAAUUGGAUAGAUUUGGAUGAAUGGUUUUCUCCAUUGAAAUAAUUCAUUUUUAAAGGUUAAUACAAUAUAUCUGGUGUAAAGGUAGGUCGGUGGGAUAUUAUGUAAAACAAAUGUGGAUAAUAAGAAUAUCAAUAAAUGUAAAUAAUUCAUCAGUUAAUUUAAUAUAGUGGUGGUGGAUCAUAUGAUUUAGAAGGAGUUUAGAAAAAGAUUGGUAAAUGGAUAGAACUGUAUCGAGGGUAUUUUAGGUAAAAAUAAGUAACUUUUCAUGGAGACUAUAAUAUGAAUGGUAUGAAAGUAGGGCGAUGGAUAGAAAUCAAUAUUUGGGAUAAUAGCAAACGAGCACAUAUUUAGUAUGAUUAUUGAAAAGAAGAGAAAAUAUGAUAUAUCUGGAU